Molecule: messenger RNA, 647 nt
Organism: Lagopus leucura (white-tailed ptarmigan)
Lineage: Eukaryota; Metazoa; Chordata; Aves; Galliformes; Phasianidae
Gene: NDUFAB1
Product: NADH:ubiquinone oxidoreductase subunit AB1
Exons: 4
Coding region: 21-464 (147 amino acids)
Biological process (GO): fatty acid biosynthetic process
Cellular component (GO): mitochondrion
Molecular function (GO): acyl binding; acyl carrier activity
Source: RefSeq, a predicted model, not a curated record
GCUGCUGGGAUCAGGUCACCAUGGCGGCCCGUGUCCUCUCGGCCUGCGUCCGCCGCCUGCUGCCCCGUGCCGGCGCCGCCGUUCUCCCCGUCCCCCACGCCGCGCUCGGCACGCUCCGCCCCGGCCGCCCGCGGGCCCCGCAGCCCGCCUUUAUCCCCACGGCGCCGCGGGCGGGUCUUGUGCCGUGCCGCCGCUACUCGGAGCUGCCGCCGCUGACGCUGGCCGACAUCAAGGAGCGCGUCCUGUACGUCCUGAAGCUGUACGACAAGAUCGACCCCGAGAAGCUGACGGCCGAGGCGCAUUUCAUGAAGGACCUGGGGCUGGACAGCCUGGACCAAGUGGAGAUCAUCAUGGCCAUGGAGGACGAGUUCGGCUUUGAAAUUCCUGAUGGAGAUGCAGAAAAAUUAAUGUGUCCACAAGAGAUUGUAGAUUACAUUGCAGAUAAGAAGGAUGUUUAUGAAUAAAAGCAAUCCUCCAAAUCAGAGAGAUGUCUACCACUAGGAUGGCCCUGAUGUCAGUGGGCAUAAGCGCACAUGCUGCAUUGCUGCUGCUUUCAUCAGAAAGUUGUACUUGGACAUUGUAUUUAAAGCUGUCUGAAUAUGUUGUCCUUUGAAAACGAGGGAAAAAGGAAUAAAUAUAUAAGACCA